Molecule: messenger RNA, 3919 nt
Organism: Danaus plexippus (monarch butterfly)
Lineage: Eukaryota; Metazoa; Arthropoda; Insecta; Lepidoptera; Nymphalidae
Product: putative leucine-rich repeat-containing protein DDB_G0290503
Exons: 3
Coding region: 6-3806 (1266 amino acids)
Source: RefSeq, a predicted model, not a curated record
CGAAAAUGAUGUGGUUCCUUUUGGUAGCGUGUGUGUUGCAGAUUCAUGGCAUAUCCUCACAGCAUUUAAAAUCUGACGAUUGCUGUCCUUGCUCUCCAGAAAAUAGUUUCUCCAGUAGUAACGUUUUGAACAAAGAUCAUGUCUCUGGGAAUUGUCCUUGUAGAGAUGCGGAUUCUGAACCCGCUUCCUCUAUAUUUAGACCAAGUUUUAAAACAGCUACCAAUGCCAGGCAAGUCGAUGGAAAGGAGGAGCCAAAGCCACUUUUAAAUCCGGAAGUCGGCCUCGCGUCUUCUGUUUUAGAAACUUUACGUGAAGUUUCUGACCAAGAAUACCAAGAUGCUCUGGCAAGAGAUGUUGCGAGGAGUGCUUUAAGAUCAAUGAACACAAAUGCUGAGGCAGAUGAAACUGGCGAUGAAAGCAAAAAUGUUGUUAAGAUUAUAUUAGGUCCUAGACAUAACACAGAUAUGGACACCAUAUCUGAACCGUCUCACAACCACGAAACCCGCUGCAUACACCCAUCGCCAGGACAAGAAAACGUAUUUGAACAAUACCAAGAACAGCCACAAAGAAAAUUAUAUAAGCACUUCAUCCUGAGUAAGCCAGUUGUAGGUUUACAAAAAAAUAUUUUUGACAUGGACAAUAGCCCCAGCGACAUUCAAGAAAGCGUAGUGACAGUUAGACCCAGUGUAUUAGAUAAUAUAAAAAUGAAGACAGAUCUAUUGAAAUCAAAGUUAUUUUUAAACAAUGAGGGAUUAACACAAAGAAACGAACCUAAAAUAUCUUUUGAUAAGGUAAUUUAUAAGCCAGUAAUAAAGUUGCCCGACUUCAAUUUGGCUUCUCCCUUGGAGCAUUUUAAGAAAUCAAAGUUAUUUGAUUCAUACAAGACCCCCUCACCUGCCGUGAUGACAAAAGACAAUUCUUUAUAUAAAAGCGUCAACAUAAAUGGAAACAGUGAUCUUAUAUCACCGCAGCAACAAUCGCAAAGUAGAAAAUUGGAUGGAAAUGAAAAAUUAUUACCACAAUUUAAUUCACUUGCAUCCAAAGAAGCUCGCAAAUCUAUAAAAAGUGCGGAUUCUUUUAUUAGUGAUGAUUUUAAUACCGAUAAUACAAUAUUGAAACCAGUAUUAGCAUUGCGUGAUGACUGUGAUCCAUCACGAACCUGGUUACAGAUACAAACUACUACUGAAAAAAGUGAAUGUGUUGAGGUCAAUAGUUUGCCAUCAAGUGUUUCAGAGGAAAAAAGUACAGAUAUUUUAUCAACAGUUCCAAGCCCUUCGGAAUUAAUUGGAGAUGAAAACAACGCUAUGAAAGAUGGUGACAAUGAACUUAGUGAAAAUUGUGAACCAAAUUUAAACAGUAAUCCAAAUCCAGAACGCAACGUUGUCGAUGAAGAUAAUGAAACUGAUUUAAGAGCUAGUGCUGAUCAAACGACUGAUGACAUGACGAACGAGCUACUUAUUAAUGGGGACAGAGACGAAAGAAAAGAAGAGGAUUCCGGAAAUGAAUGCAUCGUAUCAGAAAACACUAAGAAUAAAGAAAAUUCUAUUGGUGUGGAAGUUUUAAAUGACUCGAUGGAGGAAAAUAAAGAAAAUAAGGAUAUGAUGGAUGAUUCUGAAUCCGCUGCCAAUACAGAUAGGAAAAUGAAUGCGAUAUCUAGUAUCCCAGAGUUAAAAGAAGGCAUAAGAAACAAUCUAAAUGAAUUAAGAAAAGCAAACGAGAAGUGGCAAGAAAAGAUGAAACUUAAUGUUCAUGAUACUUUGAACCGAAUUAAUAAAAAAAAUAAUAUUGCUAAAUCUCCAAAUACGCAGUCAGAAUCCCUGAAGGAUAAUGAUUCACAAAAUGCGUCUGAAAUAUUGCAGGAAUUCGACGGCGACAGUGAAGCACAUGCUUCAAAUAAUUGUAAAACACCUGCUGAAGAUUUUGAUGAAUUUAAGGAUCAUCCAGUAACUGAUAGUAUAAAAGAAAAAUAUAAUACCGAAUAUGUAGGAAGUGAACCACAAAAUUUAAACGAACAUAUUCCUAAAAAUGUUGAUGAAACUAAUGAAUGUAAAAUUCACGAAGAAAAGACUAGCAAUCUAGAUACAAAAUUAGACUCAGUAAACAACGAAGACAGCGAAAUGGAAGUUCAGGCGAGUGAAUCAAAGCAAAGGAAUGCUAAAAUAGAUCUAGAUAAUUUAAGGUAUGUGAAACAGGACAUUAAUGACGAAGCCAAUAAUUUAAAUAAUGUUGGAAGUUCGUUUUUACAAGCUAAUAACUUUUUUGACGACGUUAAGUCAAAACUUACAAAUGUGUUUGGGAAAACAAACGAAAAUAUAUUUAGUGGAUUUGUAUCCAACGCAGGAAACGUGGAUAGGACUGAUUCAAGAGGAUUUAUAAAAGAUCGUGUUAUAGACUUCACUAAACCUCUUCUGAAUUUAGAUAAAAGUACUGAUUUAUUUAAGAAUGCACCGGAUGAUACAGAAACGAAAAGACAUAGUAUUAAGUCAUUUAAUUCGAAUCUACAACCUUUCAAAGCAAGAGUUGCAAUCCCAGAGUCCCUUGAUAUAAAACCAAGUUUAACACGAGCUGGAAAUACAAAAGAAAUGAGCCAAAAAUUGUAUAAUUCACAAAAAAUACUUCCGAAAACAUACGCUUCUCGGAUAUAUUCGCAAAAUUCGGAUGAAAAGUCGGGAGAUGAACGACUAUUUUACAAAGAAUCAGACAUCGGUAGCCUUAAUUCAGAAUCAACAAUCCUAUCACCUAAGACAUUUAAAAAUACCUUACAAUUCCCGACAUCCAAAAAUCUUUUGUCGAGUAACUUAAAAGGCCGACCUGAUGGAGCUUUAAAGAAUAUACAUGAUACGUUGGGGAGUUCUCUGAGAUCAAUGCCAUUCAAUCAUGAUGAUUUACUUGAAACGAUGGCCAGUAAAAGAAACGAACUCAACGAAAGACUCAAAUCCUUAAACUACGAUUUAAAUGACAGAUUGUCCUCGCUUUUGCCUUCAUUUAGAGUCCAACCUCUAACGCAGAACAGAAUAACUUCCAAAAACAGGUCCGAUGUUAGAAAUAAACAAGCUUUGGAUAAUUUAAGAAAUUUACCGUUCACCAAUAACGUCUCAUCGAGAUCUAAACUGAAUACAUUAUCGAGAAAAAGUAAUGCUGAUUCGGUCGCAUUUAAACCUUUAAAAAAAUCAGUUAAUGUGAGAGAUCGCCUAGCCGACCUCAAAAUACUAAGACUACGUGAUGAACAAAGUUUAAAAAGGCCCACAUCUGCUAAGUCUGUAUUUACAUCACCAGUGGAAUCUAAAUCUUCACGCACUGCAAGCAGAACUAUGAAACCUGCAUUACGUACGGAUAGCAAAAUUAUUUCCUUGACUCCACCUACUUCUCCCAAAACCUCGCUUCCAAGGUUAAAAACUGUUAAAUCUUCUGAAAAACAACCUUUUGCUCUAUAUAAUAUGGAGAAAAGACCAAUUAUUUCAAAACUUAAGUCUAGUGAACCAUUUACCUUGGCUAGCGAAAAUACAAUGUCCAGAGCACCCUUUCACCGUACGGCAGUUGCAGACAAAUCAGCCUUAGAUACUUCAUCAAGUGACUUGGAUGCACGAUCUCUUCACAAAACAUCGAAACAAGACGUGGGAAAAAAUAUAGCCAUUUCAAAAUUGAAAGAAGUCUUAAAAGCGAGAAGUUUUAAUAACGAUUUACAAAAACCAAAAGUUAUUGAUGACGUCAUCCCAGCAGCAACCGAAGUUGAGGAUCCGAAGACAGGAAUCUUGAGACAAAAUGUACAGUAUAAAUGUAAGAUGGUUUGUACAAAAGAUAAUUAAAAGGAUAUGAACGAAUUAUUCUCAUAAAAAUAAAUAAAAUCUUAACAUACUAUAUGUAAAUAAGUUAUAGUAUAAGUAGAAAUGUUAAUAAAUGUACAAAAUAAAGUGUCAGA